This is a messenger RNA of Cooperia oncophora, 294 nucleotides long. Lineage: Eukaryota; Metazoa; Nematoda; Chromadorea; Rhabditida; Trichostrongylidae. The record is from the annotation of a GenBank genome assembly.
AUGGAGAUCAUUCAAAACAAUCAAGAGGAGUUUCUUCGCAUAUUGAAUACCGCACCCAGCUCAGGUGCUGCGCAGCCAGCAGCGGGAGCCGAAGCCGGAGCAAAUCCCAACCCUUAUGGCGAACGCCACGUGAUAGAUUUGACAGAGCAAGAAGCUGCAGCUAUUCAACGUAUAAAAUCUAUGGGAUUCCGAGUUCCGGACGGUCUGAUUAUCGAGGCGUAUUUGGCUUGUGACAAGAAUGAAGAAAUGGCCAUCGAUUACAUUUUAAACAGAAUGAGUGAAGAUGACAUGUGA